AUGAACAGGCGGCCUCGAAGUCCCAGCCCCAGCCCCUGCCCUGCAACUUGGUGGGGACUUCAGCCUGGGGAACCCCGUCCCGCCAAGCUCCUCCGAUGGGAGGGGCCCGAGAUCCAGGCUGGGCCACCCCCUGCCGCAGACAGUCUCGCUUCCGUGGUGGUCCUGGCCUCUGACUGUGCCCUGCAAGUGCCUCUGCGUGAUGCGGACCUAGUGCUGGAACCGGCGCCUGAGUCUGUCUUGCGAGUGUCUCUUGGGGACCACACCCUCAUCCUGAUCCACGAAGCUCUCCUGGGCUCGGGCGUCGAAGACGAUGGACUGCAGAGCGAUUUGUCUGUCAACCUGGACCUGGAUUCUUUCCUGAGUGCUCCCUGGAACGAGGUGAGCGUGGAACAGGGAUCUUACUGCGAAUCCGUUUCGGAGACUACUGCCCAAGCGGAGACAUAUGAGGAGAACGCCGACCACGAGUUCCUGCAGCUCCAGAUCUGCACUCAGACAGACACAGACGCUGAGCUCAGCUGCUCCACUGAAAGAGUCCUCAGCCCCUGCCCUCAGGACCUCAUCCCAGGGCGCUCUCCUUGGGUCUCCAUCUUGAACUCCCAGCAUCAGAGGCCUUUCCCCAGUUCACCACUUGAACCCCUGCCUCCUUCUCCAAGUCCAGACACCCAUGAGCGCCCCCAGCGCUCUCCCCGCCCUCCGUGCAGGGCUAGGAGAAGUCUGUUCAAGAAUUAA
Messenger RNA from Chrysochloris asiatica (Cape golden mole), 729 nucleotides. RefSeq names its product proline-rich protein 23B-like. The record is from RefSeq and is a predicted model, not a curated record. The coding region runs from base 1 to 729 and encodes 242 amino acids. The transcript has a single exon. NCBI's taxonomy places the organism in Eukaryota, Metazoa, Chordata, Mammalia, Afrosoricida, Chrysochloridae.